CUGCAGUACCUCAGCCAGGGCGACGUGGUGUUCAAGAGCUCGGUGAAGGUGAUGACCGUGAACUACAACACGGCAGGAGAGCUGAGCGAAGGCGCGAGGAAGUUCGUGUUUUUCAACAUCCCCCAGAUCCAGUACAAGAACCCCUGGGUGCAGAUCAUGCUGUUCAGGAACAUGACGCCCUCGCCCUUCCUCCGCUUCUACCUGGACAACGGAGAACAAGUUUUGGUUGACGUGGAAGAUAAAACCAACAAAGAGAUAACAGAGCACGUUAAAAAAAUCCUGGGGAAAAGCAAAGAAAUGCUUGAAAAAGAAGAAAGAGAAAAGAAAAAACUAUCACAUCCAGCAAACUUUGGGCCCAAGAAGUAUAAUCUGCGAGAAUGCAUGUGUGAGAUUGAAGGCCAAGUUCCCUGCCCUGCUUUUGUACCAUUGCCCAAAGAGAUGAGGGGAAAAUACAAAGCUGCUAUGAAAAAUGAGGCAUGAGCCUCAAGAUCUCAAGUCAUGCAGCUGAUUUUCCUCAGGGCUAGAAAAUGAAGGAGAGACAAGAAUUCAGUGAGAGACAAGAAUUCAGUGAGAGACAAGAACCAACAGUUCCUGGGAACAGGAACAAGCAAGUUUAUUCAAUACAGACAACUGCCUUAUAAGCCUUCUUACAGCUACAACUAGAAUAAGUGAAAAAUAAGUAAAAGUUAAAACUGGCACCAAAAAAAGCUGUGGUUCUACAAAGUAUUGCAGUCAACACUGAAAAACAAAAUUACUAGAGUCUUAUUUCUUAUUUAUGCCUGCAGGUAACCAGUUAUGGCAAAACCAAGAUCAUGUUUUCUUUGGGAUAGAGAGGCUAGACUAAAAAGUUAAAUCUUAGAAGCAGUGCAGAAUUACAUAAUUUCUAGAAAGUGGUGCAAAAGUCCAUACUGUACUAACCAAAGACAGCCAAAUGUAAUACAACUCCAGUCUCAACUGAAUUUUCCUAAUUUACAUAGUUACUAAUCAGAAUCAGUUCAGAGUUUCAUUUCCAGCAAGAUACAACUUUUGUAGUUGAUACUGCAGCUCUGAGAAGCACAGCUCAAGUCAGGAGCAUCAGCAGGAAAGAAUGGGAAAAUUGGUAUAUGAAAGGUAGGUUUUACAGUUAUCAAAAAAACUCCUUCUGAAUCAUCACAGCUUCUGCCUCACCAAACAAUUACACCAUACCUGUAAUAUGUAUAAAUGCGAUAAACUGUACUCUCCUGUAGAGACCUUUAUGUCAGGCUUGUAUGUACAAGUCGCUGUAGAACUGUAUUGCAGCAUUUUUGAACUCUUGUUUGAAUACAAAAUUUCAUACUGA
Messenger RNA from Cyanistes caeruleus (blue tit), 1318 nucleotides. It is a transcript of the gene MRPS25, whose product is annotated as mitochondrial ribosomal protein S25. The record is from RefSeq and is a predicted model, not a curated record. Gene Ontology annotation, molecular function: structural constituent of ribosome. NCBI's taxonomy places the organism in Eukaryota, Metazoa, Chordata, Aves, Passeriformes, Paridae. Gene Ontology annotation, cellular component: mitochondrion.